Striga hermonthica is the source of this 2376-nucleotide messenger RNA. The record is from the annotation of a GenBank genome assembly. NCBI's taxonomy places the organism in Eukaryota, Viridiplantae, Streptophyta, Magnoliopsida, Lamiales, Orobanchaceae.
AUGGACAAGGAGAGCUCGAUCCAUAAACGAAUCCCAACUCACAUCACGAUGGACAAAUGCCCACAAAUUCGACGAACAUCAUCAUCGUCGUUGGCGUCGGAGAAGAGGUCAUUUACGAGGCGCCGGGGGCGGAGGCUGUCGACGGCGGGUGUUGCCAGCGGCGGGUGGCGGGUGAAGCCGGUGAAGAACCCGAGGAUGACCCAUAUUGUCGUCGAGAGGAACCGCUGGAGGCAGAUGAAUGAUUACCUGGUUGUGCUCCGUAAAACUUGCGGUGACUGCCGCCGCCACUUCAGCCUUCCGAUCUUCUGCCAGCGUUCUCCGGAACACUCCCGCGAGACGCGUCUAACGAAGCGGCGGGAUGUGCUUAUUACUCCAUUCAUUGCCGCCGGAGCAUACGCUCUCCGAUCGGCGGUGGCCAGGGCGGAGGAGCGACCGGAGACGGAAAGCCAUAUGGAGGCUCGUCAAGCUCCUGAGCAGUCAGCUCUGAGUUCUGAUGGCGCGGCGGAAUCGCCAGAGGCGGCCAAGGAGGAGGUGGUAAAUUCGAGGAUCUAUGACGCCACGGCGAUAGGAGAGCCGAUGGCGCUGGGGAAGGACAAAAGUAAGGUUUGGGAGAAGAUGAUGGAUGCGCGGAUUGUGUACUUAGGGGAGGCAGAGCAGGUUCCUAUUCCAGAUGAUAAAGAUUUGGAGCUUGAGAUUGUGAGGAAUUUGAGGAAGAGAUGUGUGAACGCUAAGCGGCACUUGUCUUUGGCUAUGGAGGCAUUUCCCUGUGAUUUGCAGGAACAGCUUAACCGGUUUAUGGAUAGAAGGAUCGACGGAGAGGCACUCAAGUCUUGUGUAACAUAUUGGUCAUCUCAGCGCUGGCAAGAGUAUGAGCCUCUAUUAACUUACUGCCGCGAUUUUGGGAUACGAUUGGUUGCAUGUGGUGUCCCACUUGAGGUCCUACGCACAGUUCAAGCUGAAGGAGUUCAUGGGCUCUCAAAAGCUGAUCGUAGGAAAUAUGCUCCUCCAGCUGGUUCAGGCUUCAUCUCUGGAUUCCCUUCUAUCUCCAGGAGAUCAUCAAUUGAAUUAAAUUUUACCAGUCAACCUUCUUCUUACGGUCCAACUUCAUACCUUUCAAUUCAAGCAAAAGCAGUUGAGGACUACACGAUGUCACAGGUCAUUUUACAAGCAUUGGUGGAUGGUGGAUCGACAGGCAUGCUGGUAGUAGUUACAGGCGCUAGUCAUGUCACUUACGGGUCAAGAGGAACUGGAUUGCCUGCAAGAAUUUCAAGGAAAAUGCAAAAGAAAAAUCAAGUGGUAGUAUUACUUGACCCUGAAAGGCAAUACAUAAGGCGGGAGGGUGAAGUACCCGUAGCAGAUUUCUUGUGGUAUUCUGCAGCCAGGCCGUGCAGUAGAAACUGUUUCGACCGUGCUGAAAUUGCUCGAGUUAUGAAUGCAGCAGGAAGAACGAGAGAAGCUUUACCACAGGACAUUCAGACUGGACUAGAUCUCGGUCUUGUAUCACCAGAAGUAUUACAGAAUUUCUUUGAUUUGGAGCAGUAUCCCAUCAUAUCCGAAUUGACUCACCGUUUCCAGGGUUUCAGGGAAAGGUUACUGGCAGAUCCUAAAUUUCUCAAUAGAUUGGCUAUAGAAGAGGCUAUAUCAAUUACAACUACCCUCUUAGCUCAGUAUGAGAGGCGGAAAGAGAAUUUCUUCGAAGAGCUCGAUUAUGUUGCAACAGAUACAUUAAGAGGAAUAGUUGUCGACUUCUUCACCGUGUGGCUUCCGGCCCCGACGUUGUCUUUCCUCCCGACUGUUAAUGAUGUUAAUGCCCCUGACAGCUUGGAAGCGGUCAAAUGCCUUUUGGGAUCCAUUCCAGACAAUGCAUUCCAGAAAAAUCUUGCAGGGAAAGACUGGAAUGUCAAUCAUAGAAUCGCAUCAGUGCUUGUUGGUGGUUUCAAACUGGCAAGUGUUGGAUUCAUAUCUAGCAUUGGGGCUGUGGCUUCAUCUAAUAUUCUCAACACCCUUCGGAAAUUUCUUAAUCCAAACAUGAAGCAAUUGAAUAAACGAUCGCCUAUACUGAAAACAGCCUUUGUUUAUAGCACCUUUCUUGGAACAUCAGCAAAUCUGCGCUAUCAGGUUAUUGCUGGAAUAGUGGAGCACCGGAUUUCAGAACAGAUUGACCAGGAAUUGCUUGUAAAUUUGAUAUCUUUUGUGGCUCGAACAAUAAACUCUUAUUGGGGAACCCAGCAAUGGAUUGAUCUUGCACGGUAUACAGGACUUCAGGCUCGUAAGAGUGAAGAAAUAUCAUUAGAGUCACCAGAUACUUCAAAAUCUGCAGCACUAAAUUGCAACAUUCUAGAAGAUACCAACAUUGAUGAAAGCAACAACAGCUAG